AUGUGUUUUGGGGAUGUGUUUUGGGGAUGUGUUUUGGGGAUUUGUUUUGAGUAAUGAAUUUUUUUAGGGAUGAUGAAUUGGGGAUGGUAUUAGGGAUAGUGAUUUUGGGGAUGUGUUUUGGGGAUGGUGAAUUGGUGAUGGUGAAUUGGGAUGGUAAAUUGGGGAUGGUGUAUUUGAGAAAUGAAUUUUUAUUAGGGGUGGUGAAUUGGGAUGGUGAAUUGGGGAUGGUGUAUUUGAGAAAUGAAUCUUUAUUAGGGAUGGUGAAUUGGUGAUGGUGAAUUGGGAUGGUAAAUUGGGGAUGGUGUAAUUGAGAAAUGAGUUUUUAUUAGGGAUGGUGAAUUGGGAUGGUGAAUUGG
Messenger RNA from Metschnikowia bicuspidata var. bicuspidata NRRL YB-4993, 356 nucleotides. RefSeq lists its product as uncharacterized. The transcript has a single exon. The coding region runs from base 54 to 272 and encodes 72 amino acids. Lineage: Eukaryota; Fungi; Ascomycota; Pichiomycetes; Serinales; Metschnikowiaceae. The record is from RefSeq and is a predicted model, not a curated record.